Medioppia subpectinata is the source of this 1325-nucleotide messenger RNA. Lineage: Eukaryota; Metazoa; Arthropoda; Arachnida; Sarcoptiformes; Oppiidae. The record is from the annotation of a GenBank genome assembly.
AUGUUGGAAAUGGAGGAAAACAAUGGCGAAGACGAGCACUCACUCCGCGCAUGCGCUCAACAACUGUCAACACUCUGUUUACACUCACAGCUCGAGCGCAGUCCACGGCUCGAGCCCUCCAACACUCGACCGCCGCGCGGCCCGACUCGACCGCAACCCGACUUCUGCCGCGAUAUCUGUCCGUUGGGUUCGGGUGUCGGCCGAAGACCGACCGAAGAGUGGCCGCGAAUUCGGCGGCAAAAAAGUGGUCAAAAUUGCGGCCAAAUUGCGGACGAAAACAAUUUAAUGAGUUUUGCUCACGUGUCGAGUGUCGCCAUCUGUCGGCGCGUUUGCGAAGCUCUGAACAAAACGAUGGAUGACUUGAAAGACAUGUUAAAAGAUUUGUCUCUCUUUGAGCCCAAUUCUGGCCACAAUUCCCGACAUCUGCGGCCACAACGACCGCCGCCUCCGCCGCCCACUUCCCAGACGUCCAAAAGGGCCGCAUUUCCGCUGCCGAAGCCAACGCUCGACUUGACGCCCGUUUCCGCACAACACGUGACCACAAAAGUCAAGUCCAAGACUCAGGACUCGUCGCGCGCUCUGCUCUCCUACGAAGUGACGCCACCGAAGCCCAGAGGAAUGACCGAAGCGGAGAAGAAGGUGGAAGCGUUGACGCGCGCCAUCGAGCGCGAGAUGGAACUGGAGGAGCCGAAGGGCGAGUACUUCGGCAUCUGCUGCCAGUGCUGUGAGCGCGUGAACGGCGUGAUCGACGCGUGUCAGGCGAUGGGCAACCUCUACCACACCAACUGCUUCACGUGCUGUUCCUGCGGCCGUCCGCUGCGCGGCAAAGCCUUCUACAACGUGUUGGGAAAGGUGUACUGCGAAGAGGACUACCUGUACUGCGGCUUCCAGCAGACGGCCGACCGCUGCGCCAUCUGUGGUCAUCUCAUAAUGGAGAUGAUUCUGCAGGCGAUGGGCAAGAGUUAUCACCCGGGCUGUUUCCGAUGCCAACAAUGCAACGAGUGUCUGGACGGCGUGCCCUUCACCGUCGACGUCCAGAACCGCAUCUUCUGCGUCAACGAUUACCACAAACUGUUCGCGCCGAAGUGCGCCGCCUGUCAGCAGCCGAUCACGCCGUUGGAGGGCUCGGAGGAGACGGUGCGCGUGGUGUCGAUGGACAAGGACUUCCACAUCGACUGCUACCAGUGCGAGGAGUGUCGCCAGCAGUUGACGGACGGCACGUGCUAUCCCCUGAAUGGCCACCUGUUGUGCCAGAAGUGUCACAUCCAACGCAUCCAAUGAACACAUUUUUACAUUUUCAAUAAAAACGGAAAUCCUUUCAUUCC